This is a messenger RNA of Habropoda laboriosa, 2201 nucleotides long. RefSeq names its product putative fatty acyl-CoA reductase CG5065. The coding region runs from base 322 to 1947 and encodes 541 amino acids. Gene Ontology annotation, biological process: long-chain fatty-acyl-CoA metabolic process. The record is from RefSeq and is a predicted model, not a curated record. Lineage: Eukaryota; Metazoa; Arthropoda; Insecta; Hymenoptera; Apidae. The transcript is spliced from 9 exons. Gene Ontology annotation, cellular component: peroxisome. Gene Ontology annotation, molecular function: alcohol-forming very long-chain fatty acyl-CoA reductase (NADP+) activity.
AAGGAGAAGAAAGGAAAAGCAAGAGUGAAGACCGCACGAGUGACAAUUCUCAGGCGUAUCGCUUGCAAAAGACUCGCGGUGGCAUAAGAGGAGAAUCGGUAGAUUCGCGCGAGGAGAAAGUUUCCAAGGUAUACCUAGCGUUUGUGCGUUCAUCGGUUCGGUUCGCUUACUACUCGCUAGUUCGAACAACGAUACUCUUUCUCGAUUGCCGGUUUCUCGAACGUUUCUCAAGAGUAUCGUGCAGACGUUGAUUUCACGGAACAUCGGAUAAGCUGUUACCUUCUCCGACACGCGACGACACGCGACCACAUUGUGAACGCGAUGGUGGAGGAUUUGCUGGAGAUGGUCGAAAAUCAGGCGAAAUCGGACAACAAUUGGAAUUACAACGAGCAUCCGACGGAACGUUUGCUUCGAGACGACGAUUGCAUUUCGAGAGUGGUGCAACAGACGCAUCUCAGCCCGAUUAAAAACUUUUUCAACGAGCAAAGCAUCUUCAUAACAGGUGGUACCGGGUUCGUCGGCAAACUCUUGAUAGAGAAGCUCCUCCGAGAAUGUCCUGGGAUCUCGUUCAUCUACCUGUUGGUGCGGCCUAAGAAAGGAAAAGACAUGCAUCAACGUAUCGAGGAACUGUUCGACGAUCCGGUGUUCGGCAUGUUGAAAGAGAAGCACCCAAAAUUUCGCCAUCAGAUCGUCCCUAUAUUCGGAGACUGUUGUGAACCGCGUUUCGGGAUGUCUGCCGCAGACAGAGAAAGGAUCACGCGAGAAGUCUCGAUAGUUUUUCACGUCGCAGCUACGGUUAGAUUUGACGAGAGUUUGAAACACGCAGUUCCCAUCAAUGUUCGCGCUCCCAAAGAUGCGUUAGAACUUUGCAAAGAAAUGUCCUGUUUGAAGUCGUUCGUCCACGUGUCUACGGCUUACGCCUAUUGUCCGCAUCACCAUAUCGAAGAAAGGAUUUACGAUCCACCGAUAGAAGCGGACAAGUUGCUAGCCAUCGUUGACUCUAUAGACGAGGAAUUGAUCGACCAAAUUACACCGCGAUUACUAGGUGAUUGGCCCAACACGUACACGUACACAAAAGCGGUGGCCGAAAGCAUCAUUGUGAGAGAGGCCGGCGAUCUACCCGUUGGAAUAUUUCGCCCUAGCAUAGUGAUAUCAACCUACCAGGAACCGCUUAGAGGGUGGAUAGAUAAUAUGUACGGGCCAACCGGUGUUGCGGCUGGCGCUGGUACUGGGAUAUUGCGGACGAUUCAUUGCGACGGAUCCAAGGAGGUCAGCGUCGUUCCUGGAGAUUUAACGGCAAAUGCUCUAAUAGCCUGCGCCUGGGACGUAGGAACUCGUCAAAAAUCUGCAAACAUCGAAGAAGAGAAAAACGACAAAGUAACGAUUUAUAAUUACGUCUCGAAGGACAAUCCUUUAACGUACACACAGCUGAGAAGUUUAUCAGAACUGUACGGACUCGAAUUUCCCACCCGCAGAGCUCUAUGGUACUACACUUUUGAGCAGCACAAACACAAGAUAAUACACAUUUUCUACGUCUACUUAUUCCACUUACUACCGGCUAUCUUGAUCGACGCCGCCAUGCUUUGUACAGGAAAGCAACCGAGGAUGUUAAAGAUCUACAAAAAGAUACACAAGUUUAUGGAUGUUCUCGACUAUUUCACUACGAGGGACUGGACGUUCUCCAACGACAAUUUUAAGGCAGUAUUGAGCAAUCUGACGCCAGAGGAUCGUGACAAUUUUUUCUGCGACAUCACACAGAUUCAGUGGGAUCGCUUUUUUCGAACCUACGUACAAGGGAUUCGCGUCUAUUUGAUAAAAGAUCCCCUAGACACUCUCCCAGAAGCACGCGCUAGAUGGCAGAGAUUGUACUGGAUGCAUCAAGCGUUGAAGUUAAUUCUCGCUUAUGGGAUAUUGCGAAUAUGUUGGACUAUCUACUACACUAUAUAACUACCACUUACCUCUUUCGUAAUUCUACACUCUUCGGUACCUUCUUCAACGCACUCUUAAAUACGUAACGCGGGUAUAUGUAUGUAUGUAUGUAUAUAUUUACGUGUCGGUCGGGACUCGGCUCCGAAUCGAACACGCCGCUGCCGCUGCUCGCCCGAGUUCAUCGAUGAGGUCACGUUUUCAUCUUUCGCGACUACUUUAUUCUCUCUUCACCUUCUCAACUGCUCGGAACGAUAAAAGAGAAAAAGGGGAAA